AUGGGAACCCCGAACUCCCGCCCUUAUGGGCAGACGUACGUGCAGCUGCCGAACGUCAGCGCCGACGUCGGUGCCGGCGCUCCCAUCGUACACAUCAAAGGAUUUUUCGCGCAUUUCCCGCUUCUCGAAGCCGCUGCUAGGGCCUUCGCCAGCACUGUGGCGGCGCGCUUCAUUCUGGACACGAAGCCUUCGGUGGACAAGUGGGUAGCGGGCGACGCCCUGCAGCGCGCCCAGGACGUAUUCAGCACGGUGCUCUACGACACCUUCUUCCCCGGCCGCGCUCCCGCCGUCGUGGGCCUGUACAGGGCCCUGCUGGCGCCAUCGUUGUCAGCGUUCACCUACUACAAGUAG
This is a messenger RNA of Schistocerca gregaria, 351 nucleotides long. RefSeq names its product putative beta-carotene-binding protein. Lineage: Eukaryota; Metazoa; Arthropoda; Insecta; Orthoptera; Acrididae. The coding region runs from base 1 to 351 and encodes 116 amino acids. The record is from RefSeq and is a predicted model, not a curated record. The transcript has 2 exons.